Messenger RNA from Paramuricea clavata, 1377 nucleotides. The record is from the annotation of a GenBank genome assembly. NCBI's taxonomy places the organism in Eukaryota, Metazoa, Cnidaria, Anthozoa, Malacalcyonacea, Plexauridae.
AUGGAAGUAAAUGAAAAAAUAACCAACGACAUCAAGGACGCAGGAGUUUUUUCCAUAAUGGCAGACACAACCCCUGACGUUAGCCAUAAAGAUCAAAUGAGCGUUAUCUGCAGGUACGUAGAUCACGACGGAGCUGUUCAUGAGCGUCUUCUUGACCUGAAAGAAGUUCGAGAAAAGACCGGAGAAGGUCAAGCCACCGCUAUUAUUCAAUCAGUAGACCAAAACGGAUUAGACAACAAGAGCAUCGCUUUUCAAUCGUACGAUUUCACGAACAGUAUGUCUGGAAAAUGCAAUGGUGCACAAGCAGUUGUCUCACGGUUACUCGACAGAGAAGUACCAUACAUACCAUGCCAAGGCCAUCGUUCUAAUACCGUCAAUGAACAUGCUUGUGAAGCUAGUCCAAUAGUAUCCGAGCUAUUUGAUACUCUCCAAGCGACAUAUUCCUUUUUCAAUGGCAGUACCAAGCGGUAUGCUGUCUUGCAUGAUGAACUUCAAAAUGUCGGACAGCACGAGCGGAAUCUCUCCGAGCGAUGUGGAUAUCGUAUGAAGCCGUGAUCGAAGUUCUAAGGAAAAUUUCAAAUGAUGGUUCUGUUGACGCGAAAGGAAAAGCUGCUGCAACUGGUCUGCUGGCUAAAGUUCUCCGGGUCGACGUUGUGGUCAGUUUAAUGUUCAUGAGGAUUAUUCUCUGGAAAACAAAGGUUCUGACGGAAUCACUUCAGAAAGAAGAUUUGAAUAUCGUUGAUGCUUUGGAAGCGUUGGAUGGUACAGUAAAAUCUUUGCAGGACAUAAGAAAGGAUGAUGAGGGAAUUGCAAAUCAGAUUCAAGCUUCAACUGAAGUGCUAUCAGGAAAGGACGUGGAUGCUGCCGGUGAAUUUGCAAAGCUGCAGGUGAAUUUGCAAAGCUGCAUCGGCCACGCAGUCGACCACGCCGUUUGGAUGAUAACCCAGAAUCAGCCGAAUCAUGAACUUUUAUGGCAGAUAAUUUAAAGAAGUUCUUGAUAUUCUAAUCGCACAGUACAAGGGCAAUAUAAAUGCAAGUUUGGAGAAGGUGAAAGCACUUUCCAUAGUCCUCCAACCACCGCUGAGUUCCCAUCAUGUAGAAAAAGAUGUGAAAGAUCUUCUCAACUUAUUCCCGCUUCAAGCACCAGACCAAGCUGCGUUUACUGCUGAAUUCGAAGUUUUUGUUAAUGUGGCUAUGAACGAAGGCAAUACAAAUCCUAUCCAGUCAUUAGCUGAUGCUGCCAAAGAAGCUGAGAAGCGAAAACACAUUUUCCCGUUGACCAGUCAAGUUUACAGACUCGCCCUGACAUCUCCCGUGACAGUGGCAGGAAAUGAAAGAACAUUCAGCAAGCUAAAGACUGAAAACCGCUUUGCGUAA